UGGCUUGGUAAAGGAGAUUCGUCGCUGUAGUUUGAGUUUUGUCAUUAUUGAAAUGCGUUUCACCGUGCACUUAUGAUGUAUUUGUGGUAGGUUAGUGCUGUGAAAUGUGGUGUUUCAAUCAUGGCACGGGGGCUGAUUCCGUGGAUCUGGCUGAAGCGACCCGUUUAUAUCCAGGCCCGGUUCUCCUACCUACACAUGAAGUACCUGUUUUUUUCCUGGUUGGCUGUUUUCGUGGGAAGCUGGGUGGUGUAUGUGGAAUACUCUUCAUACACAGAGCUGUGCCGUGGACACGAGUGCAAGAACUCUAUUUGCAGUAAAUUCCAGAAGGGGGUGAUCGAUGGGUCAGCAUGCAGCAGCUUGUGCGAGAAGGAGACUAUUUACUUGGGAAAGUGUCUCUCUGCCAAACCCAGCAAUCAGGUAUAUUAUGGCAGUUGGGGGGAUAUGGAAGGAAUCAUAAAGUGCCAGAUGGAGGAAGACCCUCAUUAUGAUCUGGGUAAAGAACUGGAGCCCCCAAAAGAAUCCGCCUCCUUUAACAGGCCAACCAAAGGGACAUCAAUGGAGAAGUUCAAAGAGAUGGUCUUCAGCCAUCUAAAGGCUAAAGUAGGAGACCAAGCCAAUUUAGCAGAUUUGGUGAACCUUGUGCUUGGAGUAGCAGACAGCAGCAAGGAUGGCCAGAUCUCGCUGUCAGAAGCACAUUCAGCUUGGGCUUUACUGCAGCUGAAUGAAUUCCUUCUGUCCAUCGUGCUACAGGACCGAGAGCACACUCCCAGACUGCUGGGCUUCUGUGGGGACUUGUACGUGAUGGAAAAGGUGCCUUAUGUACCACUCUAUGGCGUCAGCCUUCCGUGGAUGGUAGAGCUGUGGAUUCCAACCAGCCUGCGACGGAGCAUCGACCAGUGGGCCGCCCCAUCGUGGCCCCGCAAGGCUAAGAUUGGCAUCGGUCUGUUUGAGCUCGUUGAGGACGUCUUCCACGGCACAUUUGGUAGUUUUCUCAUGUGUGAUGUAAGUGCUGCAGGGUUUGGGUAUACAGAGCGCCAUGAUAUAAAGGUGAUAGAUGCAAGGCGUAUUGUCCCCGAAGCUGCUUUUCAGGAAGUGAUGCGUGAAAGGCGGUGCGAAGAGGACAGUGACUGUAUGUAUGGCCGGGACUGCCUCACUUCCUGUGAUCUCACUAAACACCGCUGCACUACGGAGGUCACACAGCCCAAUCUGGCUAAAGUAUGUAGCACACUGAAGGACUAUCUUCUGUAUGGUGCACCAUCAGAUAUUAAAGACGAACUGGAGAAACAGAUGUACGCCUGCAUCGCUCUCAAAGGCGCCAGCGAACAGAUGGAAAUGGAACAUUCUUUGAUUCUCAACAACCUCAAAACUCUGCUUUGGAAGAAGAUAUCACAUACAAAGGACUCGUAAUGAUGCUUAGGACUGUUACUGUUCUUAUAAACAGAACAAAAGAUGAACAAGAGACUGG
Messenger RNA from Carassius carassius (crucian carp), 1465 nucleotides. Its product is annotated as divergent protein kinase domain 1A-like. The transcript is spliced from 5 exons. The coding region runs from base 121 to 1407 and encodes 428 amino acids. The record is from RefSeq and is a predicted model, not a curated record. NCBI's taxonomy places the organism in Eukaryota, Metazoa, Chordata, Actinopteri, Cypriniformes, Cyprinidae.